Molecule: messenger RNA, 6633 nt
Organism: Ostrea edulis (European flat oyster)
Lineage: Eukaryota; Metazoa; Mollusca; Bivalvia; Ostreida; Ostreidae
Exons: 6
Coding region: 373-1830 (485 amino acids)
Biological process (GO): protein deubiquitination
Molecular function (GO): cysteine-type deubiquitinase activity
Source: RefSeq, a predicted model, not a curated record
AACUUUGUCAGGUUCCUCUGGAAUUUCUUCGGCUUUGAAACACGAGUCUGUUGGCGUCUUUAAGAAGUUUUCGAAAACUACAUUUUUGUCACCACUACAUUCAGUCCUCUCUUCGUUUGUCCAUAUACCAUGAAAAAGAACAGAUAGAUAGCAGCUGACACACCAGACAGAAGAUGUCACAAUGCAGUGCUUUGUCAGAGAUUCAAAAAUCAUCCCUCAACAUAGGGACAAGGGAUUUCCUUCGCAAUAUUUGGUCAAAUCGGAGUUCUGAGGAACAAAUUCCACAAGAAGAUUUCCAAAACGAUUUUGUCGAUACAUACGAUGAGCAGAAUGUAAAUGAAAAUGAAUUUUUUAACAUUGAGGUAACGGAGCAUGCUUUGUUAUGACUUCUCGAAAAUGGGAGCAGGUCUACAUAACUCUGAUGUUCAGGAUGAUGAUGAUGCAAGUGACUAUUUUGACAGUGAAGACGAAUACUUUGAAACGUAUAGAAAGAAUUUUGAAGAUCACAGCUCAAUGUCUUUACAUGGGACGAGGUAUUCUCCUCCCACUUCUGAAGGAAAUGGAAGAUACAGUAAGGGUAUAGCACAAUCCUAUAAUGUGCCGGUAUUCAUGAAUUCCAUUCAAAAGUAUGCAGAUAGCAAUGGUUUUGAAGUACAUGAUGUUACAGCAGACGGAAACUGUCUCUUCAGAGCUAUAGCUGAUCAGUUGUCAAUCAACGGUGUAUUUGGAAAUUCGCCUGAUUCACUACGGAAUUUCGUUCUCAAGUAUCUUCGGAAAAAUCCCUUACAAGAAGAUGGCUCGCACUUAGAAGCUUUCCUUUACUCCGAAACGUGGGAACAAUAUUUAUCAAGAAUGGAGAAAAACACCGAAUGGUGUGAUCAUAUGACUCUGAAAGCCUCUGUAGACGCACUAGGGAUGAAAGCUGUGAUUUAUAACGUGUAUGAAACAGAUGUAAGACGCACUGAAGUCUUGCCUGGAGGCCAUCAAGGACGGACGGAAUGUUUGACGAUAUAUCUCGGUCAUUUUGGAGAGUUUCACUACCUGAGCUUAAGACCAAAUAACUGGGAGAGGGAAUGGCAGUGCAAAGCACUGUUGUUCAGAUACUAUACAUGUACGAAAACCAUGGAACGUGGUGCAAGGAAGGACUUCCUUCAGAGGAAAAUCGACAGCAUGAAAACGCUUAAUGUUGCAGACAAGGGGACCAUCAGAAAUCUACUAGGAAUUACAUCAACUGACGGAGAGAAGCAGACUGACAGAAAGCGCACACUUUCUCAUGAUCUUGGGUAUUCAAUCUGUAAGACAUACGGACUGUCAGAUCUGGAACCAGAAGAAAGCAGAGAUUCCCAGCAGUACUGCAUUGAAGACAGUUUUCACAUCGACUCAACAACAGGAAUACCACUUCCACAUCUUUCUUUCAUGUUCAGGCAUUUGAUACCUCGAUUACUGAUUGUGACGUGCUCUCAGUAUAUUCCACCAGUUACUGUAGACGGAACUCUGUUUCAAUACAUAGGCACUUACGCAACGGGAACAGACGUGUAUUUGAAGGGUAUCACUAGAGAAAAAAUGAUGCAAAGCUCCAACGAUAAAAUGAAAAAGGACGCAACAGUUGUUGCACAUACUAUGCAAGACCUAUUGUCUAAAAUCAUGGCUGAUACAGCGUCAACCCAUCCGGGAUAUUUACGUGUAAAAGUUUUGUCGUCUGGUACUGAAUUUCCCGCAAAAAGUUUACAUAGACAUGCAGGACAGAUUUAUCUAAAAAAAUCUACAAGUUCCACAGGAAAUGAAUCUCCCCCAGAGAACGGCGGAAUGUAUGGUAGGAUUCCAAUGUGAAUUUCCAUCAACAACGAUAGAGUGGCGUAACAGACCAAGAAAAUUCCAGUGGCCCCCAAAAGAGGUGAUCGCUGCAAUUCAGGAAUCGAGAUGUACCGUAAUCCCUAAACACCACCCACAAAGUUCUCAUCCAGAGAUUGAAUGGAAAUUUAAUUUCUCUACAUCUGAGACUAUACUCUUCAGCAAAGCUAUAAGUGUUUCGACAGGUCGAUUACACGGGUUUUAUACACUAAAAGUACUGCUAGAAAGUUGCAGCGCUGGACGACUCAAACACAAACACAUCAAAGCUAUCUUUUUCAGCUGCUGCGAACAGAUUCCAGCAGAUACAUGGGACACAAAUUUUGGAGGAGCUAUACUUUAUAGUGUAUCUUAUCUGUUAGAGUGCUUGAAAAGGAAGAGCUUGCCACAUUACUUUAUUCCAAGUAGAAAUCUUCUUGACUGCUACACGGAGGAAGAAAUUGACGACAUUUACUUUCAGACAGAAGCUGCUCGGUUUUUCCCUGUACAAACUAUUCAAUUUCUUGCCUUGAAAUACGGAUAUUCAUAUGGAUCAAAGUUAGAAGCGAUCAUUUUUCAAAAUUGUAGAAACUUUGCAAGAAACAGAAACUUGGUCCAAGCUUUUAAAGAGUAUUUUGUUCCUGGAACCAUACGAACAGUGAAAUUUUUGGCUCGACGGGGAUUGUAUGAUGCAGCAUUUAUCCUCCGCGAUACCUUUGAAACUGGAUUUUGUUCAUCUAGACAAGAAUACUGCAGUUUUGCCGAGUUUUUCUGUAGUACUCUUGGUGAGCUUCGACAGAAGACAUCUCGAAUCGUUUUGGCAAAAAUAUUUCAGAACGAAUGUGGCAUUAAUCUAUUAAAUUCCAUCAUGAGAAAAGAAUGCUUAUUUGUUAAGGAUAUCUUGCAAUGGGAAGUAAGUUUCAAGAUUGCCUGGCUUGAUAUUCCAGCAGAAAAAACGAAAAAUUUUGAGUUACUGGCAGAAUUCUUUUAUGAAUUUAGCAAAAAUGAAUUGAAAAGGGACAAUACCGAUUUAGCUUCUCUUGGAAUUGCAGAAGCUAUCCACUGUUUAGAGCGAGCCAUUCAAGACAGUAACAUGCUUGACGUUGCAGAGAUUGAAGAUGAGGAAUUAAAUAGGGAAAUCCUGGCACAGAAAUCUGAUAUCUUGAAAAAGCUGAAAGAAAAACUGAAAGACUGCUUUAUACAUGCAUAUUGGAUUUCACAGUUAUAUCGGACAUCUAGCCCACUUCAAAAUUAUAUGCCGGCGAUAGAAGAAUUGAGUAAAGAAUUGCCAGAGAUGUAUGGCAUCGUCAGCAUUAUGUUUCGAUUCCUGUACAACCACAACAAGCGAAAAGAAUAUGAAGAACUUUAUGAUUUGUACUUAGGUGCAGGCACAUGAACGUGCAGAAACAACAUGAAGUUCCAUUAGGUGCACACUUGGCUCUUCUUCGUCGAAUAAACAUUCUGUAUAAUAGGUAUUAGGUGAAGUUUUGACAAGGCUAAUCUCAUGAACAUGAUGCUUCAAUAUUAUCAUUUUAUUUAAUGAUAUUUGUCAUUAUUUUCAUCAUGGAUUUACAAUAAUUCAAAAUUCUCACAUAUACUUCCAAGUUUCUGCUUUUAUUGAAUUAUUACAGUUUACUUAUUUCUAUUUUGAUUAGGUACGAACCAGGCACACCGAUUGACAUUUAUUUAGUGCUUCCUAAUCUUGACAAGCGGUAAUAAUAGAUACACCAAUCAUUAUUGUAGUCCUUCCAUAUUACAACAGAUAAUUUUGUGCUUAUGUUAAUAUAUAGGGUAGCCUAUAUCCUACACGUGUUAAUCUAUGUUAAUAUAUAGGGUAGCCUAUAUGCUACACGUGUUAAUCUAUUUUUAUUCGUUUGUUUGUUUUACGCACCUUCUACAAAUUUUUCACUCCUAUUUAGAUGUCGUUGUAGAUGAAGACGUGGCAGUGAGGGACCUCCGUUUUAUGUUCUUGUUCGAAAGACCCGCAAUUCUCACUUUUAAAUUCCGAAAUUUGCCGUAGUACCUAGCAAUUACUACCUAUGGUUACGUCUUAGGCACUAGCAGUGCUCGAACUCACGACUACCGUUUGAUCUAUGUUUAAGUUUAAAGGAUUUUACCACGAUUUUUAUAGCUGGUAAAUAUAUGUGAAAGUGCCGUGUUUUAAAUCGUACAAGUAUUAUUUUUUAUAUGAAACUUGCUUUAGUGAUAAUUUUGUAUCGAAAUUGCAAAAAGCAAAUUAUGCAUAUUCUCGUUUGCGAUUUUCGCGCCAUUAGUAUUUGACGUCAUACGUGUCAAUCGUGGCGAAGUUAAAAAGCAUGAAAACAUUCAAAACAAGUUGUGAACAACACAUUCAGCAGGUUUUUGGUACAAACGAUUUGGCGAGAUGGCCCCUUAAAAACAAUUGAGAUUGUGAAUUUUCCUUUGAUGGAACGCGUGUCAACCGGCGGCAGAUACAUCAUCAUUUAGGAAAAUCAUCGCUGCGAAUUUUGCCACGAUCAUCCAAUAAAUUGUAAGUUUAGAGUACAAAAACGGGUGUUGAACUGAGUGAUGGUAUUUUCCGCAAGAUGAUGACUUUCAUCCCUUGUAUUUAUAUGAUAGAACUUGUAGGGAGUGUAAUUCAAACGAUGUAUAAAUUGCCGAAACGUGUUGGCAUCUUUAUCAAAACGACUUCAAAGGGGAUUUUCAAAUGGAUUCAUUAUUAUUAUUUUCCACAAUCCGGAAGACAGGCCCCUUUGAUCACGAUCAUCAGUAAGUGUUACUUAAAAACAAAUAGAGUUGUGCUCCUUGACAUGCUCUGGAAGAACUGUAGCUCUCUGAAAAAAAUAUUGGGACAGGGAACUACAGAUCCGCCCCUUAUAAAAACCUUCGAUUUACGGCGCAGAGAAAAAUGUGCACGAUUGAGGGCUUGUGUCGUUAUAUUCUUGUAUUGCCAUCUCAUAAAUUAGAUUUCAAAAACUUCCUUACAUAUUUUCCUUCUGCACUUGUGUUCAAACUUAUCUUCAAUUAUUCAUUAGAGCUCCAUACGAUCUGAGAAUUCACAGCUUCAAGUGAUUUCGUUUUUGUUUUUUUUUAUGAAGCCAUGUUAGGUAGCCAAUCAAUUCGAACCCUGUUGCUAUUGGUAUCCAUAAUAUUCGGUACAAGUUAUGUAUUCGGUCUUCAUUUAUUAUGAAUACGAAUGAUAAAUAGAUUGAUUGAUUAAAUAUUGUUUAACGUCCCUCUUGAGAAUAUUUCACUCAUAUGGAGACGUCACCACUGCCGGUGAAGGGCUGCAAAAUUUAGGCCUAUGCUGGGUGUUUAUGGCCAUUGAGCAGGGAGGGAUCUUUAUCGUACCACACCUGCUGCGACACGGGACCUCGGUUUUUGCGGUCUCAUCCGAAGGACCGUCCCAUUUAGUCGCCUCUUACGACAAGGAAGGGGUACUGAAGACCUAUUCUAACCCGGAUCCCCACAGGAUUCGAAUGAUUAAUAGAAAUAAAAAAUAUAAUUCAUUUAAAGGUAAAAUUAGCUUUUGAUGAUUGACAAUGCUACAAAAGCCUUGUCUGGUCCCUUACGCUCGAGUGGCAGGGAUGGGGACCGUACCAAACUAAUGAAAGCCGCGUAGCCAUGAGUUUACCUAUUUGAAUAAAUGCCAUUUAACCGAGCUGGGAUGAUUUAUUAUUUAAAACAUUUAAUUAAACAUAUUUGUAGGGAUAUCAGUUCACAUCUAGACAAUAUUGCGUAAGUAAUGAAAUGAAAGGGAAAUUCGAAUUGAAUGGCUACCUAACAUGGCUUCAUCAACGGACGAAAUCAUGUACAGGUGUUGAGUUUGCGGGUCGUACGGGGCUUUAAUAAAUAUUCGAAGGUAUGUUUGGACACAAAUAACAUAAUAAAAUAUGUAAGGAAUUUUUUGAUAUUAAAGUUAUGAGAUGGUAAUACAAGAAUACCACGAUUUAAUGCCUCAAUCGUGCGCAGUUUUUUGUGCGCCGUAAAUCGAAGGUUUUUAUGAGGGGUGGAUCUGUAGCUCUCUGAUCUGUCCUAAUAUUGGUUCAGAGAGUUACAGUUAUGCAGCUAGAAAAUUUCCUGGUACUAAAUAGAGUAAUCCCUCUUGAUCUACUCAUAACAGGCAAGUUUCUUCAGAGACGGUUUACUGAGUUGUUGACAACAAAAAUCGUUUUAACUGCAGACAUUAUGUCCAGUUUUCUCUUGUCAUCGCUUCAACAAUGUCGAUACUAAGAUUCCUUAAAGAAGUUAGCUCCUGAGCUUUGAACACAACCGUGCAGGAUGCUACAACUAUGCAUCUACUGGUUCAAUACUGAUCCCAUUGGUGCAAACAUAUACGCAUCUAUUACUAAACCCUAUCCAGUUGAAAAAUAUUGUGUCAAUUCAAAUUUUAAAAGGAUUUGGCAGGGAUUAUAUUUUGCGGCGGAAGAAUUGAUUAUUCAAAAAUUUCUAAAUCAGCAUGAUAUUACAGUUUCUGUUUCAUCCAAUAUAUCCUCUAUUUUUAUACUCCUAUAUGUGUAUUUCAGUUUUAUAAUUCAUGAUAUAAGUAGUUCAGACUUGGAACUAGUUCAAGUGUUGUGAUUUAUUAAUACAUGUAUGUCCUUUUAAACUUUCAAACUUGAUAUCAUGAAUUUUUCGUAUAUCAAGUGCUUAAAGGUCACUAUUUAUUUCAAUUACUUGUAUUAAACUUUUUUGUUUGAUUGUCUUUUUUGUAAGAAGACAUGAUUAUGUAUCUAUUCUAUGUAAUGAUUGAUUUCUGUUGCAUAUGUUGUGUUAACACAAACAGACAAAUCAAGUUACAUUGAAUAAAUCUUUAAGUGCAAAAAU